CGUCUCGGCCUUUGCCGGCUUCUGUCAGUCGUUUCUUUGUCUCCUGCUGUUUUUUUUUUUAAAUCGGAUUUUAACACAAUUUUUUACAAUGACAGCUAGGGCCCGGGGUUACCACUCGGAGUGGGAUCAAAUGAACGAGGAUUAUAAUUGUACCACUUAUGAUGCACAGUACCCUGAUGAUGAAGUGAGUGGAGGCGUGGAACUGGACCACUGUAGGCUUUACAUCACAAACGUACCGAAGAUGUUGACCAACGAGGGUCUCCGUAUGGCAUUCUCUAAGUACGGAACCCUUACUGAAGUCCAUUUGAGCAAGGAUCCACAGAAGAAGUAUGCAAUAGUGAGAUUCGAAACUCCAGGCGAAGCAAAGUUGGCGAUGUCAAAACUGAAUAAGACAGAACCAUUGAAACUCAAUAUAUUCAUAGCACAUAAGACAAAAAAAUCAGGGCAGAACAAUCGGGAUCAAGCCAGGGAGAGGCCGGACCGGGACGGUCUAUCAGCCCGGCCCAUCAUCAGAGAUGACACCAGCAGCGUAGACAGUAGAGUCAGAAGUAUAAGAAAACAAAUGGAUUUGACAAAUGGUGAUAAUGAUGUGGACGAUGAUGCUCUUGGUGAUGAUGCAUUUGAUGUAGACAUGCUGGACCCAGAGAUACACCUCGAGCUGGAGCAGAUUAAGCUGAAACAGCUGGAGCUGCAGGAGAAGCAGGUCCGCUGCAAGCAGAGGAUGCUGCUCAUCAAGCAGUCCAAGAAAGUUGCGAAUCUAAAUACAUCAUCAAACCGGUGCAUCCUACCUGACGGAAGAAUUGUUGUACGCAAUGUCAACGAACGGAACUUGGAGCACCGUGAGGCGGACGCUAGCUACGGCACGGGCGCUGGCGAUUCGCGCGUGAGGUCGCGCGCGUGUGUCACGUGCGGCAGCGAGGAGGCCGACUUGUACUGCGCCCGCUGCGGCGUCACGCCGUACUGCUCGCCCGCCUGCCAGCGCAGGGACUGGUCCGACCGACACAAGGCUGUCUGCCACAACCUGGCCAGAUUGGCCGGUGGAAGGCUGGAUGGGCAACAUGCCAAUAACUCUACUGAGGCUCAGCCAGCUAUUCCUGCGGUCAUGCCACUGCGCCGUCCAUACUCGCCCGCCAAGAGCACUAAGAGGGAACCACAGCAUAAGCAGGCUGCAGAGGAACCGGCCACCGACAACCAGAACAGGGUAUUCAACCCGCCCGGCCAGAAUAUGUCCAGGCAAACGGCACGCAAUAGCAAUCAGAACAACAACCGCGGCAACACUGGCGGCGGCGGACGCUACAAUAACACGAACAAUUACAACAGAAACAGAGCGAGCAACGACAGGCGGCCGCAGAAGCAGAAUUCGCAAGAAGACGAAAACUGGGACAAGGGGGCGUUUACCAAACCAGAGUCCAAAGAUGUCAAGCUCGCCCCAUCGCCAAAGAAUGCACCGAACUCGCCGAAAAGCCACUCCAACGUCCAGUUGAAAGCGAAAGAGGUUGAAUCACCGAAAACACAAGAACCCACCAACCUGGUCAAGAAUACGACCAGUAAUGUGCCACAGACUAAGAAUCCGAAGGAGCCAACCAAAGCGCCUGGUAGUUUGACCGACGUCACGCCUGGCAAAAAACCGUUGGUGCCUAAAAAUUACCUGAUAGAGCAGCUCUCAAUCGGUGACACCUUCCUCCUCUCCGUGGAGGGUGCGGCUGCUGACUGCGCCACCAAGCGGCCUGGUUUUGUCUGUCUCUCCAUGCACGAGUCGUACAACGACCAGUACAUGAAACUCUGUGAAGAUUACAUCCUUGAGUGCGAGGCGGACACCGUUGCGUUUACUCCAUCACUGGGCGAGACGUUCUCUUACUUGAGCCCGGACGAUGGCGGUUGGUACCGCGCCCGCCUGCUGGCCACCGACCGCGCUGCGUUGCUCGACUCGUGCCGCGUGGUGGCGCUGCAGGCGACCGACGGCUGCAAGCGGCUGCCGCCCGGCUACGACGGCAUGCCGGAGUUCGCUUGCCUGCUCAGUGCCAAUGUCAAGGUGGGUGAGAACUUAUCGUGCAAGAUUCUGUCCAAAUUUAACGACGGAUUCAAAGUGCUCAUCCAGAAUAUCGAUACUAACAUGGCGGUCGGCGAGGGCGAGGUGUUCCGCUGGGUGCCCGAUAUUGAAUAUCCUGCCACUGUGCAAAAAGCCCCAAUCCCCGAGGUGGUCCGGCCUCCUGUGGCGAACAACAGCAAGGUGCUACUGGUGGAUAUGACGGCGUGUGAUCGCGUGUUUGUACGACCGGCCGACCCGACCGCGGUGCGGUGCUUCGACGAUCUGUUAGCUAACGUUGUGGUGGCGGCCGCCAACGCAAGUCCACUGACGGAGCCGCCUCGCCAGGGCCAGACGGUGAUCGGACAGUACACGGACGGGCUGUACUACCGCGCCCUCUGCAAGCGGACCAACGUCAAACAGAAUAAAUACCUGCUGGAGUACAUUGAUUUUGGCAACGUGGAAAUUUCAACACUAGAGAAGUUGUACCCGUGUCCGGCGGACUACGAGAUGUCUGCAGAACCGACCCUGGCUUCCCUGGUCACGUUACCUUUAACUUCUGGUACUGCAUUAACCGCUUUGGCCACUGAGUACAUUGACAAACUGAAGGACUCCAAUGCUGAAUUGUUGCUGACGAUACCGUCUGGUGAUAAGACAGCGCCGAGUGGUAGCCCGGUGACCCUGACGGUGGUGAAAACUAACCAGUCGGUGAACAAGCGGAUCGAGGAGCUAUCUACUCCCGAAUGGAAGAAGUUGGAGAUCAAGGGUGGUGAUGUUAUCGAUACGGAGCCGGUGAUGUACGCAGACUUGGAGUACCUGGAGCUGCCGCCCAGGGACUGCGAGAUGGAGAUCCUGGAUGUGAGCGCGUUGGAAGCCGGCACCCUCUCGGGGUGCGAGCGUUGCAUCGAUCACGCCAUGCUGGAACGACUCACUGACAGGAUGGCAGAUUACUGCAAGAGUGACAUCGGCAAGCAGCCGUACUUGCCGAAACACGACGAGCUCUGCAUCGCCAAGUUCCCGCCCUAUCCGCAGUGGUUCCGCGCGGUGCUGCUGGAGCACAUACCCGGCGAGGCGGAUGCUAAAGUGUGCUACGUGGACUACGGAAACGUCGGUUUCGUACCUGUCAUGUCUAUACGCAAGAUGCUGCCGGAAUUUGUCCGCGGACACCCGGCGGUCGCGUCGCAUCUCGAGAUCAAAGAUUUCCCCAAAGACCCCACACCGGAUAUGUUGGCCCGAGCGGUCGUACAUAUGAAGAUUAACGACGAAGGCCGCGGACUGUUACGAGUCUCGCGCUGCCUCAAGCAAGAACCCGGACUGUACAUCAUCGAAGUGCCAGAACUGUUAGCCGCUAUGAAGGAUAAUAACAAAGUUGUCUCAAAAAAGUCUGUUAACUCAAUAAAUAAUAUCGAGUUAAAAUGGAAGCAAAAUCCACUGUGAUCAAAUCUAAGUCGUCCAAUAGCGCUAUGACGACGAAAUCUGAAAACAGAAGCAACAAGAAGAGUAGAAGCAAUGUAGAAUUUCAGAGGAAUAGUGUAAAGAAGAGAGGAAUGUAU
Molecule: messenger RNA, 3579 nt
Organism: Galleria mellonella (greater wax moth)
Lineage: Eukaryota; Metazoa; Arthropoda; Insecta; Lepidoptera; Pyralidae
Exons: 26
Coding region: 89-3463 (1124 amino acids)
Molecular function (GO): RNA binding
Source: RefSeq, a predicted model, not a curated record